GCCUUUAUAGAUGCGAGACAAGAAGAGGAAGAAAGACACUCAUUACUGAACAGAGCGUCUAUUAAUCUUUACCAUAAUUGGGAACCUUUUCCCUUUCAGGAUCAACAUCCUGGUGGUCCCUCUAGCUCAUGGACCGCUCCACACCACGACCAGAUCCCACAGACUCACUCAACUGCUCCACCUAGGGUGAAAAUAAAGACUCGAGGACGCCACCAGACUGAGCCCCCUGACAUAAUCCAUGAAUUGCCAUCUUCAAGACCUUUGCCACUGAGACAAGAGGAACCGUUACCACCACGCCAUACUCCAAACUCUGCCAGGCCAUUGCUAUUGAGCCCUGAAGAGCAGCGACCUCAACACCGUGGCUACGGAUCUGAACCAAGUCCAUGGGGAACAGCUCCAAGAGAACCAAGUCCAUGGAGAACAGCUCCAACACGACCAGUGCAUCAACCAGGUCCAAAGAGGACCAAACCCAUGACAUUGCCGGCCACAAUAUGCUGUGCAAUUCUCCUGGUCAUCCUGGUUUUCGCCGGUCUCAUCCUCCUCAUAGUCUACCUGGCCAACCGUCCACGCUCACCGUACUUCGACAUCUCAGCAGCAACCCUAAACGCUGCCAAUCUCAACAUGGGCUACGUUCUGAAUGGAGAUCUCGCCAUUGUGGUAAACUUCACAAACCCGAGUAAGAAAAGCAGUGUGGACUUCAGCUACGUGAUGUUCGAGCUCUACUUCUACAACACACUCAUAGCGAGAGAACACAUCGAGCCAUUCAUUGUACCAAAGGGGAUGUCAAUGUUCACGAGCUUCCAUCUCGUCAGCAGUCAGGUGUCGAUCCAGCAAAUUCAGAGCCAGGAGUUGCAGCUGCAGCUCGAAACUGGACCAGUGUUGUUGAACCUGAGAGGAACAUUUCACGCUCGCUCGAACCAUGGGGCGUUAAUGAGAUACUCUUAUUGGUUGCACACACAAUGCAGCAUCUCGUUAAAUACCCCUCCUACAGGGACUAUGCGAGCAAGAAGAUGCAAUACAAAUCGUUAGCGAGUUGCAGCAUUCUGAGUUUCUGACAAACUAUAUUUGCUUCUUUUGUUGAUACAUUUGAUUAUACAUAUAAUAUACUCAAAUAGAUAGUUUAUUGUAUUUUUGUUGUAUGUUUUUUCAUAUUUCCCUGAAACUUUUAGAAAUAAACAAAAUGGCAAAGAGGGAAAAAGCAUUUGAUUUUGUAUUUUGAAUAAUAGAAUUGACAUUUCUGAA
Messenger RNA from Camelina sativa (false flax), 1242 nucleotides. RefSeq lists its product as uncharacterized. NCBI's taxonomy places the organism in Eukaryota, Viridiplantae, Streptophyta, Magnoliopsida, Brassicales, Brassicaceae. Gene Ontology annotation, biological process: defense response to other organism. The record is from RefSeq and is a predicted model, not a curated record. Gene Ontology annotation, cellular component: plasma membrane.